Leishmania mexicana MHOM/GT/2001/U1103 is the source of this 1722-nucleotide messenger RNA. RefSeq lists its product as hypothetical. Bases 1 to 1722 code for a protein of 573 amino acids. The record is from RefSeq and is a predicted model, not a curated record. NCBI's taxonomy places the organism in Eukaryota, Euglenozoa, Kinetoplastea, Trypanosomatida, Trypanosomatidae. The transcript has a single exon.
AUGCCACGCAACAGCAGCAGCAGCGGCGGUGGCGGCAAGCGCGGCGGCCGCUACGCCGCCGUGGUGGAGAAGGACGAGAAUGCGUGGAAGCGGGAGUGGAGCAGCUUCAUGUCGGGGGUGAACCUCAAGCGGCUGCGGGAUGGCACUAGCGGCGUGGCGCUUAAGGCCUCCGCCGACAUUGAGCGCCAGCUGGUAGCGCGUGAGGCGGCGCCAUCGUCCUCGCCAGCUGCUGGUGCGCAUGGUAGCGGGUACGACGUGGAAGUGAACGAUGACGGCAUCCCUGUGGGGGCGAUCGCCAGCCAUGCCAGCUUCUCGUACCUGUUCUCGUCCCCAGCUGAGCGCCGCGCCGAGCGAGACGCGCGCGAGCAGGCGGAGUUGGAGCGCCGCCAGGCCCAGAAGCGCGAGCUCAUGGCCAAGAAAGACCCCUUGAGCGUGUUGAGCAAGCAUCAGCGCGCCAUGCACGACGCCGAGCAGCGCGGGCUGCAGCUCGACGGCAUGACGCGGAAGGAGCGACGUGACUUUCUUCACCUGACUGUGACGGAGGCGCAGAGGAAGGCAGAGGAGCAGUCGCGCGAGUUCAAGCUGCACGACCUGAUGGAUGAGAAGCUAGCUUGGUACCAGCAAGGGCCGCACCCAAUCGACCUCAUCGCCGAAAAGCUGGUUCGCCGCAAGGCGGAGAAGAAGGCGAAACAAUUGGGGCUCAAGUACAACUACCUGGCCCCGCACCCGUCCUGGCUCGCGAAGCGUGCGCAGCGCCGUCGCGAGAGUCUGCUCGUCGGUCUCGGCAAGCGCCUCAUCUUUUCGGAGAGAGUGACAGGCGAGGACAAGGACGACGAUACAACUGUCACAACGAGCGAAGUUAUGGUGACGGACCCGCUGCACCAUCUAACAGUGCCGUUGAGCGAAAUGGGGCGGCUGCUCGGGCAGCACGGCUCCGCAGCGGCAGCUGCAGCUGCCGCUGCGGAUGGGGAUGUGUUGGGGGCGGCAGCAGCUGGUGGCAGCAGCGGCGGUGACCUUGAAGGUGUGAAGGGAACAGACGAAGAGGGGGCGCAGCACUUGGGUGAUGAAAUCGACCGCGGGCACCGAGGUGACGUCACGGCCACUCGGAAGAAGGCUGGGUCUGCUUCCUCUGCCGCCUCCAGCGCUGGAGGAUGUCGUAGCGCCUCUCCAGGAAAGUGCACGAGUGGCGAGCCAGGCGAUGACGGCGUCGACAACGACGCGGCACAAGUCCGACUGCCGGACGUCGUGCUGCUGCAAGAUCCGUCCCGUAUCGCCACCUCGUUCGUGCGCGCCGUGGCACGGGAUCGCACGACGGCGCUAGCGAUCCAGCAAAUAAAUCGCACGACGAACUUCCUGAGCGCGGGAUUAGUGAAAGGCCCCAGUCUGCGCCCGGAGGAUGCGCUACCGGGCAAUGGUCUUCCCCUCCGAAGCAUCGGCACACCUCCGGCAGCAGCGGGGGUGGCGGCGGCGUCGACGUCGGCGCCGAAGAGCACUGCCGCCGGCAGAGGCCGCAAGCGUGUCCGUGUGGCCGAUGGUGAGGAAGAAGGCGGCGAGCGUCGUCGACACCGUCGCGGCGCGGACGCGACUGCCGCGGCGUCGCAGGCCAAAGCGUCAAAGCACGCCGCAUCUCCGUCUGAACGCCCACGCGGCGCGCACGCCUCCACUCGGUCCGUGAAGUCAGCAGCCGCGGCGGCACCUCGAAAAAGCAAGACGGCCAAGUAA